Messenger RNA from Diaporthe citri, 4950 nucleotides. RefSeq lists its product as uncharacterized. Lineage: Eukaryota; Fungi; Ascomycota; Sordariomycetes; Diaporthales; Diaporthaceae. Gene Ontology annotation, cellular component: nucleus. Gene Ontology annotation, molecular function: chromatin binding; histone binding; ATP hydrolysis activity. Bases 1 to 4950 code for a protein of 1649 amino acids. The record is from RefSeq and is a predicted model, not a curated record. Gene Ontology annotation, biological process: positive regulation of transcription by RNA polymerase II. The transcript has 3 exons.
AUGGCGCCGGGUAAGAGGAAGAGGGACCCCCUCGAAGGCUUCGAUCCAAACCAAUCAGAUCCCGAAGACGAGAACUUCGAUCCGUCCGAGGCCCGGCCAAGACGUCAAAAGAAGGCUCUCCGCGCAGCCCGCAAAGCCAGCGGCCGCACCCGCACGAACAGGUAUCGUGGCUCAGACAUCGACGAAGAUGACGAGGAACUCUCUGAUAGCAUUGGAGAAGACUCCUUCGGCGGAGCUGACUCUGAGGACGAAGACGACGAAGUUCCCGUUAAUGCCUCCGGUCGGCGCGCAAGGAAAGCUGCCGUCCAUCACCCAAGCUACAGGGAGGAGAGCGAGGAGGAUGAGGUUGUCAACGACUCCGUCGCCAACACGGAUGAAGAGGAACCUCCAAAGCCGAAGGUAAGGGGGAAGAUUGUUACCUUGAAGCUCAAUCAGGCCAGUCGACGAAGCGCAAAAGAGCCAUUGCCACCCGCGCCAUCGACCCGUCGAACUAGAGCAAAGACAGAGGAGGGCGAGGAGCUCGUCGAGCUCACGACAUCGGGGAGGCAUCAGCAGUCAGCUCGAGCCUCCUCGAGGAGCAAGAGCCCAGAGACCCUGAGCCGCGCCACUCGCAACACUCGUGCAGCAAAGGGUGUUAAAAAGCCGACCACAGAGCCCAUCGAGGAGGCGUCCCAUGAGACUAGUUUCCAGCCUCAAGAGGAACUGGUCGAGGAGCCCGCCGAACAGGCCGUGGAGGAGGCCGAUGCCGAUGCCGACGUGGUAGAGGACUCCGCUCCGGAGGCUGCAGCAAAUCAAGCCGAGGGUGAGGAUGUACCAACCCCCGUCCAAGGAGAUAUCGUGAUGGACGAGGCGGAUGGUACGGCACCACCAGAGCAAGUCGCAGAAGAAGACUCAGAUGACGUCCUGACCGGGCGUAGAAUGACUCGGUCCUCCCGCCAAGGCAACGCUCCUGCUGCGGAAGAUGGCGAUGAUGAGUCUGAUGUGCGCCCGCGGCGCGCAACUCGUUUGAGGAGGAAGGGAAGUGACCAGGGCAAGAAGAAUAGCCAGGAUCAAAGCAGUGACUUCGAGCCAGAGGAGUCCGCUGGUGAAGGCUCCGGGUCUGAAAAAGGCGCCAACGCCCACGAUGACGAUGAUGACGAUGGCGAGUAUUCUAGCUCGAGACCCUCGCGCGGGAGAAGCAAGGCAGCGGCCAGGAGCCAAAAGCGGGGCCGGGCCCGAGAGACGGACGACGAGAUUGAUCCCGACGAGUUGGCUGAGGAGGCAGAUGAUCUCCGCCGAACCUCUCGCUCCCAGACUCGUGCUGCCCGAAAUCGACGUCAAUCUACGCCGAUUGCUUAUGAGGUUCCCUCCAAGAGAAAACGUAACAAAGUGGAUUAUACGAUAAGGCCGUUCCAACAAAUGGACGUUGAACAGGAGGAGGAGGAACCAGCACCAGCAGCCGCCACACCAGGUCGCCGGAAGCGCGGCAACGGUGGGAGCUCAGAUCGGUACCUCAACACGACUUAUGGUCCGUUUGGUGGAGCCGGUGGCCUGGGCUCUCUGCUGGGAGGUCCCUGGGGCACCGGUGCUGCUGGAGGCGUUGACUCGGACAGCAGCGACGACGAGAUGGGUGCGAGAUAUGGUGUCCCCGGUGCUGUGGGUGUGACUCCUACGGCGACUGCCGGUCCCGGAUUACCACAAGGGGCGGCGGCUACCCACCUGGAGAACCUUGGACUCGGUGCGACCCCGAAUGUGGGCAAGGUCAAGAACCAGAAAGCACUUGCAGAUGCUGACCCGCUCGGGGUCGACAUGACCGUGGACUUCAACCAGGUUGGCGGUCUGGCGGGCCACAUAAACCAGCUCAAAGAGAUGGUGCAGCUGCCGUUGCUCUACCCUGAGGUCUUUCAACAAUUUCAUGUCACACCCCCAAGAGGUGUCCUGUUUCACGGACCGCCUGGUACGGGUAAAACUCUCCUCGCAAGAGCCCUUGCGAACUCGAUCGGUAGUGGCGGUCGGAAAAUCACGUUCUACAUGCGCAAGGGAGCCGACGCUCUCAGCAAGUGGGUGGGUGAGGCCGAAAAGCAGCUGCGGCUGCUAUUCGAGGAGGCCAGGAAGACACAACCAAGUAUCAUCUUCUUCGAUGAGAUUGACGGCCUGGCACCUGUUCGGUCUAGUAAGCAAGAACAGAUUCAUGCCUCAAUUGUGUCAACCUUGCUCGCCUUGAUGGACGGCAUGGAUGGUCGUGGUCAGGUCAUCGUCAUUGGUGCUACCAACCGACCGGACAAUAUUGAUCCUGCGCUCAGGAGACCGGGUCGGUUCGAUCGAGAGUUCUACUUCCCCCUGCCGGACGUGGAUGGCCGGAAGGCGAUUCUUGAUAUUCACACAAAGGAUUGGGGUCUCGCACCUGACUUCAAGCAUAGCCUGGCAGAGAAUACGAAGGGGUACGGUGGCGCUGAUCUCCGAGCACUCUGCACUGAAGCCGCUCUCAACGCCAUCCAGAGAACAUACCCUCAGAUAUACUCCUCUGAACAGAAACUUGUCGUGGACCCCAGCAAGAUCAGCAUACACGCGACAGACUUCAUGAUCUCGAUCAAGAAGAUGGUUCCCUCUUCUGAACGAUCUGCGUCAUCAGGCGCAGCACCUCUGCCAAAGGCCGUGGCACCUCUGCUCCGCGAACAAUUCGUGGCGAUCGAGGAAACCGUGAAGACGAUACUGCCGUUGAAGCCAAAGAUCACGGCCCUGGAAGAGGCGAUGUUCGAACCUUACGAAGAUUCUGAUCAUGGCUUUGGCCGAGAGAAUUUGCAACAAGACUUCGACCGCUCCCGGUUGUUCAGACCCAGGUUGCUGAUUGCUGGCCAGCCCGGCAUGGGCCAGAAUUACAUCGCGUCCGCCAUCUUGCACCAUUUUGAAAGAGUACAUGUACAGCGUUGCGACUUAGCGACGAUUCUUGGUGACGGGCGGCCCCCCGAGCAGGUCAUAACAGGAAUGUUCUCAGAGGUAAAACGCCACAAGCCAAGCGUGGUUUACAUACCUCAUGUAGACACAUGGUAUGCGACUCUGGGCGCUACGGCUCUCAAGGUCCUGACAACAAUGCUCAUGGACAUACCGCCGUACGAGCCUGUCCUGCUGUUUGGCACAGCAGAUUGUGAAUCGAGCGAGCUCGACCGGGACAUUUUGAGAGCUCUAUUCCCAUUCUCGAGGAAGAACAGGGUAGAAAUAGCCCGUCCUAAUAGUGACAAUCGCAUGGAGUUCUUCUCCAACAUGGCAAUGCAUGUCAAGAAGUCGCCUUCAGAGUUCCCUGAUCCGUCUACCAGGAAGAAAAGGGUACUCGAAGAACUACCUGUGGCUCCACCGCCGCCGCCGAAACCCAAAUCCAAGGCUGAAAUUAAGAGUGAGCUGAAGAGGGAUCGGCAACUGCUGAACCACCUAAAGAUGAGGCUGCAGCCGGUAAUGGACCAGCUGAAGAAGGGGAAAUACCGAGUGUUUUACAAGCCGAUAAUUCCGUAUGACAAGAUCAGGUACCUCUUCGAAGAGGCCGACCCCAAUUAUGUCAGCCCCGACGUGCCGCAGCACAGGCCGUACAUAAUCUCCAAGGACAGCCAUGGAACAGAUGGGCUGCUUGAAGUCGACACCGGGAAGUUCUACUACAACCUUGAGCUCAUCACAAUCGAAGAGCGACUUUCCAACGGAUACUAUGCCCGACCCAAGGAUUUCUACAGAGAUAUCAAGACACUUGUUCAUGAUUCGAAGAACGUGGGUGACAAGGACAAGAUCCUCAAGUCGAAUGAAAUGGAGAGCAACGUGGAUGUGGACAUGGGCGAAAUUGAAAAUGCCCUCGGCGGCCCAGGCCCUUGGGAGGCGCUGCACGAACGACAGCUUCGACGUGCUGCCGAAGCUGCCGAGAAGGCGAAAAAGAAGGCCGCGAUGCAAACUGCCAUAGGCAUGAUCGAAGACAGCGAGUCCCAGGUCGGCCCAAUAAGGAUCGGCGCGCCAGUGCCACCUGAGAGCACGACGAUGGCUCGGUUCAGGGUGAUGAGCCCCGAGGAACGUGACCAAGCCGGAGAUUCUCACAUGAGCAACGGCAACUCGGUACCCUCCCGUUUACCGGAGGAGGGCGGCGGUGAUGAGGCAACACAGCCAUUCUCGCAAAUGGGGCCACCACCUGUGGUGCAACAGCGCUCGAGCACAACUGUUUCAGUCAGAAAUGCUGCGGGAGAGACCCAGGUAUCUCAAGUAUCGCAGGUCUCGGCACUGACAUCGCUGCCUCAGGGUGUGUCGCCUUCUGCUGUGCUAAAUGAGGCUUCCACGACCAACGAUCCAUCGACGAACAAGUCGUCAAGCAACUGGAGCACUCAGGCGACGAAUGGAUUCCAUGGCGACGUGGAAAACACUUCGCAGUUGCCCGACACGCAGCCACCGGGGGACCACCAAUCUGGGCCGAGCCAGCAGACAGGCUCCAGCCACUCGCCUUGGAUGCACUCGCAAGCCGACGCCCUUGCGCACGGCAGGCUGAGGAACGUGGGUUACGGCGCAUCGAAUGUGCAGACCAGCCCGACUUCCUCCCAGGUCCCAACCGAUCGAAGGGCUUCUAGGAUCGGCCUCCCCAACCUUCUCAACGACCCCGUAUCCGUGUCUGACAACUCGUCAGUCCGCAAUUCGGGCGGAUCUUCGUCGUCGUCGCAGCACAUGCCGGUGGUGCACGACGGGCAGGUUCAACAGUUCCUGAACGACCUGACGGAGCGCACGUCGGGGUGCACGAUUGAGCAGCUGGAGCAGAUCAACCGCGAGCUGAUGGACCACAUCUGGCUGUCCAGGCAUGAGUGGAACCGUAUGAAGGUUCUCAACCAGCUGGUCAAGAUCUUCAAUGACACAAUCUCGGACAUUGAGGAGAUGCAGGGGGUGGGGCAGUCGAGCCAGGAGCUGAACGACGAGCGGGCUAGGGAGUACUACAGCGGCAGCAGCAGGCAUUGA